AGUUUGCUAAAGAAUACAAAAAAUUAUUUCCAGAUAUCACAUCUGAAGAAAUUUGUAAAGCUUUUCAGGUUAACAAUGAACCUCAAGCCAAAUGUAUUCUAACUGUUGAGAACAUCGAAAAAGCUAUUAAACCAUAUAUUCGUGAUCUACCUCGUGAAUUACCAGACAAUAUCCCAAAUAAUGUUUCUGACAUUUCAACUUAUUUAAA
This is a messenger RNA of Funneliformis caledonium, 208 nucleotides long. The record is from the annotation of a GenBank genome assembly. Lineage: Eukaryota; Fungi; Glomeromycota; Glomeromycetes; Glomerales; Glomeraceae.